AAAAGAGAAUAGUUUAUGUAACAAGAAAGAAAAGAAAAUGAAAGGGUUAGUAGUUUUGGGUAUAAGGAGGCUUAUGUUUGAAGGAUGUAUAGUUUCACCUAACCGAAGAAAAACGACGUUAUGGCAGCAAUCAGCAUGCACCAAUAUAUUGAUUGGCUCACCUAUUUAAAUCUUUCCUUGGCUCGUUAAUAUAAUAAUACCUCACUGCAUGCAACUACACAUUCAAAAAACUCUUAUCCCCUAAGAUCAAAAAUUACAAAAUAUAUCUCUCUCACACACACACACCGGAGAGAGAUCAGAGAGAGAGAAUGGGUUAUUAUUGGGUUCGGGUUUUGAUCCUGGUGGUAGCGUGCUUGUCUCCAGUACUGUUGGUCGAAUGCAAAGUUCGUCAUUAUAAAUUUAAUGUGGUGAUGAAAAACACAACCAAAUUGUGCUCAAGCAAAUCUAUUGUUACUGUCAACGGUAAAUUUCCAGGUCCAACUAUUUACGCUAGAGAAGACGAUACAGUCCUUGUUAAGGUCGUCAACCAUGUCAACUACAAUCUUUCCAUCCACUGGCAUGGAAUAAGGCAACUUCGAACAGGAUGGGCAGAUGGACCAGCAUAUAUAACACAAUGCCCUAUUCAGCCAGGUCAAAAUUACGUCUACAAUUUCACCAUCACAGGUCAAAGGGGCACACUCCUCUGGCACGCGCAUAUCCUGUGGCUUAGGUCCACUGUACACGGUGCCAUCGUCAUCUUGCCUAAGCUUGGUGUACCUUAUCCUUUUCCCAAACCCAACCACGAAAGAGUUAUCAUCCUAGCUGAGUGGUGGAAAUCAGACACUGAAGCUGUGAUAAACGAGGCUUUGACAUCAGGCCUGGCGCCAAAUGUCUCCGAUGCCCACACAAUCAACGGUCACCCUGGGCCUGUCACCAAUUGUCCUUCCUCAACUGCAGAUGGAUUCACGUUGAAAGUCAAAGCCGGAAAAACGUACCUCCUCCGUCUGAUCAACGCUGCACUCAACGAAGAACUCUUCUUCAAAAUCGCCGGCCACAAUUUGACCGUCGUCGACGUGGACGCCACCUACGUAAAACCAUUCAAAACCGGCACGAUCGUGAUCGCCCCGGGGCAAACAACCACCGCAAUCCUGACCGCCGAUCGGAACACCGGCAAGUACAUCGUGGCGGCGUCUACUUUCAUGGACACCCCAGGGGUGGCGGUGGACAACACCACAGCCACCGCCACGCUCCACUACUCCGGCACACUCUCCACUUCUCCGACGACCUUCACCGCCCCGCCGCCCCAGAACGCCACCCCAGUCGCCAACAAUUUCGUCAACUCACUGAGAAGUUUGAAUUCAAAAAAUUACCCCGCCAAAGUUCCGCAAAAAGUGGAUCGCUCACUUCUUUUCACAAUCGGGCUCGGUAUCAAUCCGUGCGCCACGUGUAAGGCCGGAAACGGCAGCAGAGUGGUGGCGGAUAUAAACAACGUCACUUUCGUGAUGCCUAAAAUCGCUCUCCUGCAGGCACAUGUUUUCAACAUUAAGGGGGUUUUCACCACCGAUUUUCCAGGAAACCCUCCGGUUUCAUUUAAUUACACCGGCGGUCCUCCACCGUCGAAUUUUGGGACUAGAAAUGGAACAAAGCUUUACAGAGUACCUUACAAUACCACAAUCCAGGUGGUUUUGCAGGAUACAGGGAUAAUUGCCCCUGAAAAUCAUCCAAUUCAUCUUCAUGGAUUCAAUUUCUUUGUAGUGGGCAGAGGAUUAGGAAAUUUCAAUUCAAAAACAGAUCCUAAGCAAUUCAAUCUCGUUGAUCCUGUCGAGAGGAACACCAUCGGAGUGCCAUCUGGCGGAUGGGUAGCCAUUAGAUUCCUAGCAGAUAAUCCAGGAGUUUGGUUUAUGCAUUGCCAUUUGGAAGUGCACACAACAUGGGGGUUAAAAAUGGCAUUUUUGGUGGACAAUGGGAAAAGCCCUAAUGAGUCUGUUUUGCCCCCACCAAAAGAUCUGCCUAAAUGUUGAUUGUGAAUAAAAUUCACAAUUUAUUCAUCAGGAAAUUAAAUAUCUCUAUUGUUUCUGUUACAGUAGAUGCAAAAUUUUUGCUCAAUUUGAAGUCAAUAAUUAUACAAUGUAUUGUUUUUCAAGAAUAUUCAAUUAUAUAUAAAGUCUGACAAUUUUAGCCACAAAGAAUCCAAUCCAAACUUAUUUAUACACGGAAAAAACAUUUGAAUCAAUACAAUAUAUUACAUUGUAAAGAAUAAAAACACCAAACAAA
Erythranthe guttata (spotted monkey flower) is the source of this 2253-nucleotide messenger RNA. Its product is annotated as laccase-4. The record is from RefSeq and is a predicted model, not a curated record. Gene Ontology annotation, molecular function: hydroquinone:oxygen oxidoreductase activity; copper ion binding. Gene Ontology annotation, cellular component: apoplast. Gene Ontology annotation, biological process: lignin catabolic process. NCBI's taxonomy places the organism in Eukaryota, Viridiplantae, Streptophyta, Magnoliopsida, Lamiales, Phrymaceae.